Molecule: messenger RNA, 1329 nt
Organism: Plasmodium gonderi
Lineage: Eukaryota; Apicomplexa; Aconoidasida; Haemosporida; Plasmodiidae
Exons: 11
Coding region: 1-1329 (442 amino acids)
Biological process (GO): cell motility
Cellular component (GO): motile cilium; Golgi apparatus; microtubule
Molecular function (GO): microtubule binding; small GTPase binding
Source: RefSeq, a predicted model, not a curated record
AUGAAGAAAGUCACUAAAAAAAGCAACACUAAGAAAAAGGAGGAAAAAAAAAAUCUUCUGAAGGAAUUAAAAAAAUUAAACGAAGAUCAGAAUGCAGAAAACAAAGUCGUUGAUGAUAUUAAAGAAAAAAUUAAGAACAUAGAUUCAACUGUUUUUCUUGGUUAUCAUGACAUAAAGAUUCUAAAACUGGAGCAAAAAAGAAAAGAAAUCGUAUUAGAAGAAAACAAAUCUUACAAAACAUUGUCCUCUAGAAAAGUAGAAAAUGUCAUAAACAAAUUUGUGCUUAAGUGCUACGAAUCCUUUUUAGACAACUUGGCAAAAAAUGAAAUUGAGUUGCAUGAACAUACAAAAAUUUCAGAGGAGGAGAAAAAAAAACAACAAGAAGACAAAAAUUACGAGAAAUUAGCAACAGUUACAAGCAUCCAACAUUUGAAUAAAUUAAAUUCAAUUAUCCUAUCACAAAAUGAAAUGAUAGCUGAAAUUAAUAGGAGGUUUACCAAUAGUCUUAAAAAAACAAAGACCAAUUAUUCGCAGAAGAUUAACAUUGAAAGGGAAAAACUAGACAAGCAGAGGCAAAAGAUUAUUUUUAAAUUGCAAUCCGAAAAAAAUGAAACCAUCAAAAAUAUCCUUACGGAGCAGAAUGAAAAAAUUCGAAACUUGCAAGAAUACUUCAAAAUAAUUCUAGAUGAUCAAUUGGGGAUCAUUCAAAAUUUGCAGAAUGAAAAACUGAAUAAGAAGAAAGUGUUCCUCUCAAAAAAAAAACAUUUAGAAGAAUUAAUAAAGGAUAUAACGAUCCAUAAGAAAAAGUUGGAACAUUUGGACAAAGAUGUGGAAAUCCUUGAAAAGAACAUAGUAGAUUAUGAAAAGCUAAAAAAUAAUUCGAAAAAAAUAAAAGAAAAAAGAAAAAAACAACAACAAAUUCUGACAGAAUUAAAAUUGGAAGCCGACAUAAAAAAAAUGCUCUUGGCGAAAAUUUCCAAAGAGUACAAGACUGCCUAUGCCAAUAGUAGAAUGAAACUUUAUGGAUAUCUUCAAAGAAUAUUGUUAGAGAACUAUUUCUUAGAGACAAAAAUAAAAUUGAAGAGCGAUGCCCUAGAGAUAAGAAACCUUGAGUUAUCCAAAUGGAAAGAGUCAUUGAACGUGGAUCAAAACGAAAUAUUGAACAAUACAUUGAGGAAGAAAUUUCACAAAUUUGAAAAAUUAAGAAAGGAUGUUGAUGAUUUAAUAGAAACAAAUGAAAAAAACAAAGAAGAUUACGAGGCGAUAAUGCACCUUAACUAUUUUUCAAAUGAAGAUUUAGAUGUCUUAAAAAGGGAAAAUGUGUUUUAG